ACCCGGUGACACUUUCUUGGUCUGUAAACUAUGAACGCAACGCCAAUGAGUUAAAAUAAACAAACUAUAAUUGACACUUAAUAUCGAUGUCGAAAACUGAGAAAAUAUGCCGGAUCUGCCUGGGAAACACAGGAAGAUUGCUGAACAUCUUCAGAUGGAAGCGAGAUUCGGAAACAUCUGUGGGGGAGAUGAUCGCUGAAUGUACCGAAACCAAAGUAAUGAAAGGGGAUUCCUUUCCAGAGACUAUAUGCCCAACUUGUUGGCAGGAUGUGCAGGAUGUAUUCGAAACCAGAAAAAUCGUCAAAAGAAGCCACCAAUUCUACUGCCAAGUCAGAGAUGAGGGCAUCGAGGAAGCACUGUGCGAUCUGCUGGAGGAGGAGGAUUGGGAUAUAUCCGACGAUGGAACUGAAUGGGACAACUCCAGAAGUGAAGAUAUGGAGACCAAUGAGGAGCCGGCCAUCAAGCUGAAAAGAAACUUGUCAACGAAACAAGAUAUUGACUCUGGGAUUAAAAAAUAUCAUCAAUGUCGUUUGUGUCCGAGGACAUUCACAGCGAAAUCAUCGCUUAAGAUUCACCAACGUGUCCAUUCGGGGAAACGAGAUUUCAAAUGUUCGUUCUGCUCGAAAGCUUUUGUAUGUGAAUCGGUUCUCCAGAUCCAUGUUCGGAUUCACACCGGCGAGAAGCCCUAUCAGUGCACUCAUUGCUCAAAAUCUUUCACUCAACAACCCACGCUUGUAUCACACAUUCGUACCCAUACCGGCGAACAACCGUAUAAAUGCUCCAGGUGCGAGAAAUCGUUUAAAAAAGGAUCAGACCUUCUUCGGCAUAUGCGCAUCCACGAUGGCAUUCGACCUCAUCAGUGUCAUCACUGUUCCAAGUUCUUUGCAAGGAAAUCUCAUCUGCGCGAUCACCUCCGCGUCCACACCGGAGAGCGACCCUUCCAAUGUACGGAGUGCCCUAAAGCCUUUCCUCUGAAACAACACCUUAAAGAACACGAUAUCGUUCACAAAAAAAGCGGGCAGUUUAAGUGUCCGCAUUGUCCGAAGACGUUUGAAAGAAAAUCUGGUUAUGAGGAGCACGUUCGCACUCAUACAGGGGAGCGACCUUACAAGUGUUCCUUCUGCUCCAAGGCCUUUGCGCAAAGCAGCACUCUCAAGGGCCAUCUUCGAACACACACGGGUGAAAAACCUUUUAAAUGUUCCGUCUGUUCGAUGUCCUUUGCGAUUUCAAAAUCUUUCCGUAAACACAAGAAAACCCAUGAAGAAACUACUACGAAAAAAUAAUUAUUAUGAUCAAUUACUGAGAAAAUUUAAAAUCAUUCAUAAAUAUACGAUUGUAGUAGAAACAUUUACUUAAACAUGAUGAGUAGAUAUGUUCAUUAUUUGGAAUAUUGUAAUUAAAAAUAUUACUGUAUGAUGUUAAAUAUACUGAACAAAUUUAUUAUUAAA
Messenger RNA from Drosophila ananassae, 1448 nucleotides. RefSeq names its product zinc finger protein 501. The transcript is spliced from 2 exons. Gene Ontology annotation, cellular component: nucleus. NCBI's taxonomy places the organism in Eukaryota, Metazoa, Arthropoda, Insecta, Diptera, Drosophilidae. Gene Ontology annotation, molecular function: zinc ion binding. The coding region runs from base 87 to 1283 and encodes 398 amino acids. The record is from RefSeq and is a predicted model, not a curated record.